Sphenostylis stenocarpa is the source of this 384-nucleotide messenger RNA. NCBI's taxonomy places the organism in Eukaryota, Viridiplantae, Streptophyta, Magnoliopsida, Fabales, Fabaceae. The record is from the annotation of a GenBank genome assembly.
AUGCCCGUGAAUCUUCCUCCUUCUUUUGUAAAUGGAUGUGAACGGCAAGGACACGAAGGAACCGCAUUUCCAAAUAGUAUCAGUUGUUUCUUUGAUGCAAUGGGAGUGUUUGAGAACUCUACCCUCUCUCUGUGGUGUCAUAGCAAUCAGCAUUGCUUGCAAUUGGCCAAAGAGUAUCUGAGCAGUGUGAGGGAAUCAGCAUCUUUCGUGCUGGGUUUAAUGAGUGUUACUAGAUCUAUUCAACCUCCUGGGAUGCCUGCUGGAACCUGCAACUCUUCCUACUCAAUUAUACAUGGCACUGGUAGGGACUCUAGCCAAAGAUUGAGGGGUUUUAGUAACUACGAAAUCAUUCUUUCAUCUAACCUUCUGGCCUCAUCCAGCUGA